Molecule: messenger RNA, 1683 nt
Organism: Galendromus occidentalis (western predatory mite)
Lineage: Eukaryota; Metazoa; Arthropoda; Arachnida; Mesostigmata; Phytoseiidae
Source: the annotation of a RefSeq genome assembly
AUGUGAUUUUUUUUAGUAGGUUAUAUUUUUUUUAUAGGGGUGCUAGUGAAUUUAUUUAUGUUGUAUUAUUUUAUUUUGGAGGAAAAUUUUAUAUUGCUAGAGGUUGUCUUAUGAGAUUUUUCAUUGUUAGAGGUAAAAUUGUAUUUUUAUGUGGAUUAUAUGUCAGUGUUAUUUAUAUUAGUGGUUAGAAUAAUUUCUAUAUUAACUUUUUUUUUUAGAAGGGUGUAUAUAGGAGUAGAGAAUAAUAAAUAUUAUUUUAUUAUUUUGACUUUUAUUUUUGUAAUUUCUAUAUUUAUUGUUAUUUUGGGGAUGAAUUUAUGAAUAAUUUUAUUAGGGUGAGAUAUGUUGGGUGUAGUGUCUUAUUUUUUAGUGGUGUUUUAUAAUUCUGAGAUAAGAAAUUAUUCAGGUAUUAUUACUGUUAUAACAAAUCGUUGAGGGGAUGUAGGCUUGAUUUUGUCUUUAUUUUUUUUUUUAAAUGAUUAUUCUUUUGAUAUUAUUAGAGAGGCUAGGUUAAAGAAUUUAUUUUUUAUUUUUUUAUUAAUAAGAUGUUUUACUAAAAGAGCUCAGUUUCCUUUUAGAGCGUGGCUUCCUUUAGCAAUAGCGGCGCCUACUCCGAUUUCGGCUUUGGUUCAUUCCUCAACUUUAGUAACAGCAGGUGUUUAUUUAUUUAUUCGGUUUAGGGGGUUUUUUAAAAAUAAUAGCUUUUUAUUAAAGUUAGUUUUAUUAUUAAGAGUUUUUACUCUAAGGGUGGCAGGAGUAAUAGCUUUUUUUGAAAUAGAUUUAAAAAAGGUUAUUGCUUUUUCUACUCUUUCUCAAUUAAGUUUGAUAAUAAUUGUUUUAUUUUUAGGUAAUGAGGUUUUAAGAUUUUUUCAUAUUCUUAGGCAUGCUUUAUACAAAGCUAUGUUAUUUUUAUGUUCAGGGGUGUUAAUUCAUGAGAGAGGGAAUAAUCAAGAUAUUCGAGGGAUAAAUAAAGUAUUGAAAAGUAAUAAGUUAGUGCCUAGAGUUUUAUUAGUUUGUAGGUUGUCUUUAAUAGGUUUUCCUUUUUUAAGAGGAUUUUAUUCAAAGGAUUUAAUUAUAGAAAUAGUUUUUUCUUUGAAUUUUAAUGUAUUUUUUUUUAGGUUUAUAGUAGUUUCUGUUGUUCUUACUGUCAUUUAUAGUUUGCGUUUAAUUUAUUAUAGGGUUUUAAUAGGAAAAAUAGGGGGUAGGUUUAAUUUUGUUAGAGAGUGAAAUUUUAUAUAUUUAGUUUUAAUAUUAGGAGGAGUAGGUGUCCUGUUUUUAGGGUCUUUAUUGAAUUGGCUAAUAAUUGAGAAAUUGGAGUUUAUUUUUUUAAUUAAAAGAGUGAAAAGAUUGUGUUUAGUGCUGGUUUUAAUUAGAUUUUUUUUUUAUUUUUGUGUAAAUAUGGAUUUUUUAAAAAUUUUAAAAAAUAAGCAAUACAUAUAUACAAGAUUUUUUUUAGUUUCUUUUCAAGGGGCUGUUUUUAAUGUUUUAUUUAAUAAAACCAAUUAUAUAGUAUUUUAUUUUGAACAAAUAUUUGAGAGCUCUCACUCUAAAGUUUUUUAUGUAAGUGUGGAAGAUAGAAUUGCAUAUUUGGGUCUGAUUAAGUAUUUUUAUUUUUAUUUUAGCUUAAUAGGCUUAUUAUUGGGUUAUAAAUUUUUAUUUGUCAAAUUAGUUAGUUUCUCUUAG